UCAGCCCAGAGAGACACGGGGACGUGUACCCCAAGAACCACAGAGCCAACCAAACCAGCUAACCGGGAGCAUCUCCGGCCACGCAUCAAGCUAAAGCACACGCAAAACAGCCGGCCCCCACGAGUCGGUCACGAUACUCACGAGGCUUCUUCCCCUCCGUUCGCUCUCUUGUUUCCCCCAUCCCAUGGCCACCCCAGCGUCGACGCCGGCGAAGAUGCGGGCCGUGCAGUACGACGCCUGCGGCAGUGGCGCCGCCGGCCUCAAGCAUGUAGAACUCCCCGUCCCUUCAGCAAAGAAGAAUGAGGUCCUGUUGAAACUGCAAGCUGCAACCAUCAAUCCAGUUGACUGGAAGAUACAGAAAGGGGACUUGCGGCCUCUGCUGCCUCGUAGACUGCCUUUUAUCCCAGUGACUGAUGUUGCCGGAGUAGUUGUUGAUGUUGGUCCUGGAGUAAAAGGUCUCACAGCAGGCGAUCAAGUCGUCGCCAUGUUGAACUCUCUUAACGGAGGUGGACUCGCAGAGUACGCAGUAGCGUCCGCAAACCUGACUGUCAAAAGGCCAGCUGAGGUUUCUGCAGCUGAGGGUGCUGGGCUUCCCAUUGCUGCGGGCACUGCGCUCCAGGCACUGAGGUCCAUUGGUGCCAAGUUUGAUGGCACCGGCAAGCCAUUAAACGUGUUGGUCACCGCUGCCUCUGGCGGCGUAGGCCUGUACUUGGUGCAGCUUGCAAAGCUAGCGAACCUUCAUGUUACCGCCACCUGCGGCGCCCGCAACAUGGAUCUUGUGAAGAGCUUGGGCGCGGAUGAGGUGAUGGACUACAAGACCCCAGAGGGGACGAGCCUGCAGAGCCCCUCCGGCAGGAAGUACGACGGCGUGGUUCACUGCACCGUCGGUGUCAGCUGGUCGUCUUUCCAGCCAUUGCUGACUGACGCCGGGAGAGUUAUCGACAUCACCCCCAAUUUCUCGGCCAUCCUCACAUCUGCGCUGCACUGGGUGACGUUCUCCAAGAAGCGCCUCGUGCCCCUGCUCCUGUCGCCCAACAAGGCGGACCUGGAGUUCUUGGUCGGGCUGCUCAAGGAAGGCAAGCUGAAGACGGUGAUCGACUCGAGGUUCCCCUUGAGCGACGCAGGCAAGGCGUGGCAAAGCAGUAUCGAUGGCCAUGCCACUGGUAAGAUUGUUGUUGAGAUGGAGAGCUGAUUGUCGUCGAUGCUUAUAUAGUACUCCCUCCGUCCGGAAAUACUUGUUCUAGAAAUGUUUGUUCUAGAAAUGUACAAAAUGGACGUAUCUCCAUAACUAAAAUAAAUCUAGAUACAUCUAUUUCUAGGACAAGUAUUUAUGAA
This is a messenger RNA of Hordeum vulgare subsp. vulgare (domesticated barley), 1335 nucleotides long. RefSeq names its product chloroplast envelope quinone oxidoreductase homolog. The transcript has 4 exons. The coding region runs from base 185 to 1192 and encodes 335 amino acids. The record is from RefSeq and is a predicted model, not a curated record. Lineage: Eukaryota; Viridiplantae; Streptophyta; Magnoliopsida; Poales; Poaceae. Gene Ontology annotation, molecular function: oxidoreductase activity.